CCCCCCCCCCAUAACCUUUGGGCAAGGCUGGACUAAACUCAAUGCUUUUUUAAAUUUUUCUUUUUAAACGAUUUGCAGAGUGGAGAAUGAAAGCGGAGGGUGCUCUUGCCAAAUACGCCAAUUAUGGGCUGGGUGCUGACAUGAGUGUCUCCCCAGUUUCCCAGAAAUAAGUGUUUCUGCUCAUUUUUUUUUAAAUCUCAUGCCAAAAUCAACGGGGUGGGGAGACAAGGGAGGCCACAGAACGCCAAGUAUGAGGGAAGGUAUAAACACCAUCUCGUCUCAGCCCUGAGCCCUUCUCUCUGACCCUCUGGAACAUCCUCAGGAUCUUCAAGACUGUCACAGUGGGGACCUCUCCCAUCAAAGACCCCGGCAGCACUGAGGGAGAGUGACAACGGGGUGCUGGGAGGCAGGGCCAGGGCCAGUUCUCUCCUCACUUGUAAACUUGUAGAUUCACAGAGAAAAACAAAACUGCAGUUUUAAAUAAAGAGAUUUCUUUUUUCCCUGGGUUUAGUUGAGAAUUCUUUUUUCAAAAAAACAAAAAACCAAACACUAGACCCUCCCCCACAAAAAAAAAAAGAACAAUUCUUACAAAACCACAACAGGUUUCUGUCCUGUCUUCACUACAAAGAUCCCAGGAUGACAACAGACCAGGCUGAACCAUGUUGCUAGCAAUCUGCCCUCUCUGUAUGGGACUGAUGGGACAUGGGGGGCCAGAGGAAAUGAGACCCUUAGCAGUGUACAACCCUAUUCCAGGAGAGGCUGUGUCCAGAGACUGGCAGUGCCCUGGGGUGGGGUGAGAUUGCUGCUUCUAGUACCUGAAGGACUCUUGUCACAUAGGCAGGAAUUCCUGGCAUUCUCUGUGACGGGACCUGGGGGAAGGGUAGAGGGUGCAAGCUCCACCUAGGACAGUGGCCACAGCCGGGGAACGGGCAGACAGAACCAGGAGCCUGCGAAGAAAGCAUGAUGCCAACAGAGGCAGCAGCUGGAGCCUGGGUGCUGGUCCUUGUUCUGUGGGGAGCCGUAGUUGGUGGUCAGAACAUCACAGCCCGAAUUGGAGAGCCGCUUGUGCUGAGCUGUAAGGGAGCCCCUAAGAAGCCACCCCAGCAGCUAGAAUGGAAACUGAACACAGGCCGGACGGAAGCCUGGAAGGUCCUGUCUCCCCAGGGAGGACCCUGGGACAGCGUGGCUCGAAUCCUACCCAACGGUUCCCUCCUCCUUCCAGCUAUUGGAAUCGUGGAUGAGGGGACUUUCCGGUGUCGGGCAAUAAACAAGCGCGGAAAGGAGAUCAAGUCCCACUACCGUGUCCGAGUCUAUGAGAUUCCUGGGAAGCCAGAAAUUGUGGAUCCUGCCCCUGAACUCACAGCUGGCGUCCCUAGUAAGGUGGGUACCUGUGUGUCAGAGGGAGGCUACCCUGCAGGGACCCUUAGCUGGCACUUGGACGGGAAACCCCUGAUUCCUGAUGGCAAGGGGAUCAUCGUGAAGGAAGAGACCAGGAGACACCCUGAGACAGGGCUCUUCACACUGCAGUCAGAGCUGACUGUGACCCCAGCCCCAGGAGGAGCCGCCCAUCCUACCUUCUCAUGCGGCUUCAGUCUGGGCCUUCCGAGGCACAGACCCUUGAACACAGCCCCCAUCCAGCCCCGUGUCAGGGAGCCCGUGCCUCCAGAGGGGAUUCAGCUGUUGGUUGAGCCAGAAGGUGGAAUAGUCGCUCCUGGUGGGAAAGUGACUCUGACCUGUGUCAUCCCUGACCAGCCCCCUCUUCAGAUCCACUGGAUAAAGGAUGGUACACCCCUGCCCCUUGCCUCCAGCCCUGUGCUGCUUCUCCCUGAGGUAGGGCAUAAGGAUGAGGGUAUCUACAGCUGUGUGGCCACCCAUCCUAGCCACGGGCCGCAGGAAAGCCCCCCUGUCAGUAUCAGCACCUCAGUGCCCCCAACACCCAGGCCUCUUCCGCUCCACCACAAUCCUGUCCGGAGAGACUCCAUCCUGUCCACUAACUGAAGGGAGAUGCCACUGGGCCUCCCACUGGGCAGCCCCACCCAAGCUCAAGUCUUCCCUCAGACUACUCUUUGUCUUCCAGAAACAGGCGAGGAGGGGCCAGCUGCAGGUGAGGGGCUGGACUAAAGUCAGAGGGAGGUGUAUGACCGCGGCACGUGCUGGUGACUGGUGUACAGUCAACAGGGGAGGAGUGGCGUGUGCUGGAGCUGUGUCCUCCCUGUGUCCCUACAGGCUCUGUGGGUGGGUCUGGGCUGGGAAUGCUAGCCCUGGCCCUGGGGAUCCUGGGAGGCCUGGGAAUAGCCACCCUACUCAUUGGGGCCAUCCUGUGGAGAAAACGGCAAUCCAGAGGAGAGGAGAGGUGAGCCAAAGACACUUACUGGGGGCUUCCAGGCAGCAAGUGAGAGCUGUCGGGGUGGCCAGCAGAAGGCUAGAAAACUGUUCCUUCUCAGGAAGGCCCCCGAAAACCCGCAGGACGAGGAGGAACGCGCAGAGCUCAAUCAGUCAGAGGACGCCGACGCAGCAGAGAACGGUGCAGGAGGACCUUAGCCGAGCCCAGAGCGCGUUCACAUUGCUUCCUGAGUUGCGCUGGCCCCACGACCCAUGUAUGAGCCCUUCUCCACCUCAGCACACUUCCACAAGCAGAGCCCACCCAACCCAUGCUGAGUAAACACCUAACACUCGUUGCC
Cricetulus griseus (Chinese hamster) is the source of this 2681-nucleotide messenger RNA. The record is from RefSeq and is a predicted model, not a curated record. Lineage: Eukaryota; Metazoa; Chordata; Mammalia; Rodentia; Cricetidae.